AUGAUCUCCCCGGGUCUUCAAACCCGCAUAAACUCCCUCUCAACAACCCACAAACAAACCACUCCCCUAAUCCAACGUUUACAAAACCUACCCGUAACCUCCGGCUCCGGCGACGAUGCACGUCUCGAGCUCGGUGCGGAAAUCCAUCUCCGCCUAAAGGAGAUGGAGGAGCAGAUGGAGUUGCUGCGCGUUGAGCUCGAGCAGUUGGAAACUACGCGGAAUCGGAAGAGGGAAAGUGGAGCAAGGGAAGCGGAGAGGGAGAGGGUGGUGGUUGUGAUUGGGAAGUUGGAGGAGGAUUUGAAGAGUGCUCGGAUACAAUUUCGCAAAGCACAGUUACAGGCGAAACGAAAUGCGGAGGCUGCACGGCGAAAAGAGAGACAACUGUUGUUUGCUGGGGUUGAGGGCGGAGAAGGCACGGAGCAUAUACGGCGAAAGGGCCGUGCUGGCCUUACGCAUGAUGCUUUGGUAGCCAGCGCUUCGGAGGAUGUUACUGCUGCGCUGAGGCGGACGCAUCAACUUAUGCAAACGGAGCUGUCCAGGAGCCAGUUUGCGCAGGACACUCUAGGUUUGAUCCCCCCCUCUUAA
Histoplasma mississippiense is the source of this 585-nucleotide messenger RNA. RefSeq lists its product as hypothetical. The record is from RefSeq and is a predicted model, not a curated record. Lineage: Eukaryota; Fungi; Ascomycota; Eurotiomycetes; Onygenales; Ajellomycetaceae. Gene Ontology annotation, biological process: retrograde vesicle-mediated transport, Golgi to endoplasmic reticulum. Gene Ontology annotation, molecular function: SNAP receptor activity. Bases 1 to 585 code for a protein of 194 amino acids. The transcript has 2 exons. Gene Ontology annotation, cellular component: endoplasmic reticulum; SNARE complex; membrane.